CAAACAAAACAAGCAGAAAUGAUGCAUCUCUAGUUUCUAGAGUAUUUGUAACCUGAUCUGAACUCUGGUGUAGCAGAGUUGAAACUUUGAGAAAUCUAAACAGUUCAUAAAACAAGAGACCGCGACCUGACUGUGAUGGCAUCGAGCGUUUGGAGAGGCUGUGUUUUACCUCCCCAGAAACACACACACACACAUGAACACACGUGAACACGCAUGUGACGUUUCCCGUGGCGGCACGGAGACGCCGCGGUGCUCACUGGGUCAGAAGCAAUAAUCGUAGAGUGGUGCUGAGGAGAGAGACGAGUGCAGACUGUGAUUGGCUCUUCACCCCCUCCUUCCCAACUCCUCUUCAUCUCCCUGCGCUGCCUCGCUCCGCGUCUUCCCUCACAAAGCCCCUCACAUUAUGCGCCAAGUGAGCGCGCCGUCCCAUACAAUACCUCCUGAGGCAUGAUGGGAGAGGUUUCUAUAUAAAGACGGAUGAAGCGAGGGGUGGGGGAGCGGAUGGACAGUCGGUGAGGUCACACUCCGGGAUGAAUCGCCGAGGUUCAGUAUCGACUGGAGCGCCAAGCUGAAGUUCAGAAACUGGAUUGUUUCGGAUGCUGUCGCCAACGGUGAUGGAGGAAGAGGACGAGGUUCUGCAGGUGCUGGAGGUUGGAGAGGCAGUAGAAGAAGUAAAGGAGGUGAUCAUCAGCACCAUAGAAGAAGAAAUCCGUAGGAGCUCACCUCUAAACUCUAAAACGAGCCAGGAUGAUAACUGGGGGGAGACCACCACCGCCAUCACCGGCACCUCGGAGCACAGCCUGUCCCAGGAGGACAUCGUCCGCAUCACCAAAGACCUGGAGGACAGCGUGGGGCUGGACUGCCGCCACUACGUCACCCGCUCCAUCGCCGUGAUCCUGGGCCUGCUGGUGUUCUUCACGCCGCUCGCCUUCCUCGUGCUGCCUCACAUCCUCUGGCCGGAGAAGCUGCAGAGCUGCGGGACGGCCUGCGAGGGGCUCUUCAUCUCCGUGGCCUUCAAGCUGCUCAUCCUGCUGCUGGCGGUCUGGGCGCUCUUCUUCCGGCCGGCGCGGGCGGGCCUCCCGCGCGCCUUCGUCUUCAGGAUCCUGCUGGCGGUGCUGGUGCUCCUCUUCGUCAUCUCCUACUGGCUCUUCUACAGUGUCCGGAUACUCGACUCACAAGACGAGAACUACCAGGGCAUUGUGCAGUACGCGGUGUCCCUGGUGGACGCUCUGCUCUUCAUCCACUACCUGGCCGUCGUCCUGCUGGAGCUCCGGCAGCUCCAGCCAUGUUACUCCGUCUGUGUCACACGCGCCACGGACGGCGAGACGCGGCACUACAACCUGGGACAGCUCAGCAUUCAGCGGGCCGCCCUGGCCGUCAUAGAGCACUACUACUGCGACUUCCCCAUCCACAACCCGGCUCUGCUUUCUGCCUCCAAGUCCCGGGCGGCCAAGCACCUGGCCGGCCUCAAGGUCUACAACGUGGACGGUCCGGGGAACAAUGCCUCAGCGGGAAUCGCCCAGUCCCAGUCCAGAGCCAUGAUCGCGGCCGCAGCCCGGCGCCGCGACACCAGCCACAACGAGCUCUACUACGAAGAGGCCGAGCACGAGAGGCGCGUCCGCAAACGCAGGGCGCGACUGGUGGUGGCAGUAGAAGAGGCCUUCACCCACAUCAAGCGCAUGCAGGAGGAGGAGCCGAAGAAGGCCCCGGGGGACGUGAUGGACCCCCGAGAGGCGGCUCAAGCCAUCUUCCCCUCCAUGGCUCGUGCCCUGCAGAAGUACCUGAGGACCACCAAGCAGCAGCACUGCCACAGCAUGGAGAGCAUCCAGCAGCACCUGGCCUUCUGCAUCACCAACAACCUGACGCCCAAGGCGUUCCUGGAGAGCUACCUGACGCCGGGGCCCACCCUGCAGUACGGCAAGGACCACUGGCUGGGCCGCCGCUGGACGCUGAUCAGCGAGGCGUCGGUCACCAGUGGCCUGAAGGACGGAAGCAUCUUCUUGCUCAAGUGUGUGGACUUCAGCCUGGUGGUGACGACCAGGAAGAUCCCUUACGUCCAGAUGUCGGAGGAAUACAUCGACCCCAAGUCUCACAAGUUCGUCCUGCGACUACAGUCUGAAACCUCGGUGUAGGACGCCAGCUAUUUUCUGUUUUGUUUUUUUAUCCCUCACCAUGUCACGUUGCUUUCAAAUGUUGUUAAUUAGGGUUUGAAGUUUUUUAUAUGUACUUUUCUUUGUUUUUAAUAUAUAUGAAUAUAUAUAUAAAUGAAUUUAUAUAUCACGUCU
Molecule: messenger RNA, 2285 nt
Organism: Poecilia latipinna (sailfin molly)
Lineage: Eukaryota; Metazoa; Chordata; Actinopteri; Cyprinodontiformes; Poeciliidae
Product: vang-like protein 1
Exons: 7
Coding region: 597-2132 (511 amino acids)
Biological process (GO): multicellular organism development
Cellular component (GO): membrane
Source: RefSeq, a predicted model, not a curated record